Molecule: messenger RNA, 2306 nt
Organism: Leptomonas pyrrhocoris
Lineage: Eukaryota; Euglenozoa; Kinetoplastea; Trypanosomatida; Trypanosomatidae
Product: putative protein kinase
Exons: 1
Coding region: 471-2306 (611 amino acids)
Biological process (GO): intracellular signal transduction; protein autophosphorylation; peptidyl-serine phosphorylation
Cellular component (GO): nucleus; cytoplasm
Molecular function (GO): ATP binding; calcium/calmodulin-dependent protein kinase activity; calmodulin binding
Source: RefSeq, a predicted model, not a curated record
GAGAACAACAUAAAACGGAUUGCAUUUGCAUUCAUCGCCUCGGUGUGUGCGCAUCACGUCCUUUUUUUUCCGGUGCUAAAAACUCUAUGAUUUCCCGUACGGGCUACACUUGAAAUACGGUUUCUUCCUAUUUUUUCUUUCUUUUGGCUUCUUUGUCCAGCUGCCGAUACAGCCAUCAUGACAUUCAACGAGUUCCACAAAAAGAAUUCUCAAUUGUUGACCGCGCAUUGUGAUAGUUUCUGCUGAUCAGUAAGAGGACAUCUGGUGCUGGUGCGAAACCUGGCACGCCAUCCAAGACGGUGCGCAUUGGACUUGGUGCAUCGUGUAAAGUAUCCAGCACAAUAAUUCACGCCGCAGUGGGACACACGCUUGUCUGCAUCUACUGCAUCGCCCUCAGCGUUGGCUCUGUUGCGUAGCUUUCUUGGUUUGACUCUUUUUUCUUCGGCGCUUGUGAUCGUUCACUGGAUCAAAUGGGAGCUCGAAACACUAAGGCUGCAUCGUCGUCUUCGACUACAACAUACUCGCUAUGCGAGUUGUGUGGAGCAGAGGCGAAGCGUGGCGCGGUGGCCGGCAGGGGCGGAGGAAUGCCCACUGAAGAAUGCAGCCGCUGCCACUGUCACUGCUGCCUCAACUGUUUUACCAGGCGCCGCUAUGGUUCACAGUUUGCCACGCACGAGAGUCAUGAAGGCGUCGCUGCGUUUGUGCCGGUGUGCGCGCACUGCCUCUCCAAACCAAAUCUGAUUCUGAACGUGCCGCAGUCCGUUUGGCGGGUUAUCGACGAGUUCUGUGACGCCACGUCGAAACACCGCUUACUGCAGCUUUGCCAUGCAACUCAGAUGGGUGUCGUGCUUGCUUAUCCGUACACUCGAUACGGAUGGAGCAUGUUUUUCGAAGGUAAGUCUUUUAUUUCAAAAGGUGCAAACGGCGAAGUUUACAAAGCAACUCUGCGAAGGGACAUUGUGCAAAAGGCCUCCCAAUUGAUUGCCGACGGGUUGGAUGUGCGAACGCUUGCGACGCUAGGCGGGACUACCGUCGCAGUGAAGACUAUCCGGAAGGCGACCGUCUUCUCAUUACGCAAAUGGGAGCACAUUCAACGCGAGGUGGACACCUUACGAAAGUGUCGCCAUCGCCACGUUGUCCAGUUGCACUUUGUAGCACAGGGCCCUAGCGAAGUCUACAUUGUGCUGCAAUACGUUGCCGGCGGGGAUCUCUUCGACUGGCUAGUUCGCCAGCAAAUUCCGAUGGAAUACGACGUUGUGGUGAUAGCACGACAGCUUCUCGAAACGCUCUACUUCAUGCACGAGGUGUGCAGUGUCGUGCACCGCGAUAUUAAACCGGAAAACAUUCUUUUGCAACCUGUCUCAGCCCACCGACCGCAUCAGCAGGACUCUGGAAAGCUUUCUAUAGAAAACGGCGCACUAGACGGUACGUUUAGCUCCCCUGACGAGUUGUACAUCCGAUUGGCAGAUUUUGGGUGUGCGAAGGUGCUCCCGCGCAACGACUACGCUGCCGCCCCAACGUCCCCUGCCCGGUCCGGAAAGUUGCAUCUGCCGCCAUUGCGCCCCACUUCCCAUGACGCUGCGGAGGACCAACCCUCUGCAGAACCGCGACUGAACAACCGCAAAACGUUUCUUAUUUCCUCUACCCCGUGCGGGACGCUCGGCUUUGCAGCGCCGGAGAUUCUCUCGGCGUACGACGCGCAGCGUCUCCGCUCCAAUCGGGACUCGAUGGAUGCGAUGAACACCUCAUCGCGGCCGCAAACCCCCGUCGAUCUCGUCAAGCGCAUGGACAUUUUCGCCGCCGGCGUCACUAUUUGCAUCCUGCUUACCGGCUGUGAGCCGUUCCCGUGUUUGUCUUCCAAAGAGCACAUGGAUGCAGUGCAGAGCGGGCCGGACUUUAGCGGACCGCAGUGGAAUUACGUUUCGCAGUCGGCGAAAAUUCUUCUGCGGCGUAUGCUUGCCCCGAAAGCGGCAGACCGCCCGUCAGCGCUGGAGUGCUUGAACUCAUCAUGGCUCAAGCACCACGACGCGUACGCCGAAAUUGCACCGGAAAUCGGCGACUUUGACGACAUUGUUCACGAGAAAGGGCUUCACCACAGCGCCUCGGUGUGGCAGCUUCUCUCUACUUCUUUCCAAAACUCCGUGCAGUCUCUGCGCAAGAACGACGGCUGGCUUUUCGUCCAAGACGCACAAGGACUCGUUGCAACUAUACCUCGCCAAUUUGAAAGCGAAAAUGAGAACGGCGGCGUUUUUCCUGAAAUGUUGAGCUCUACCAACGUACAGAAGUACUCCGCCGCUAUCUACUAA